This is a messenger RNA of Macrosiphum euphorbiae (potato aphid), 228 nucleotides long. The record is from the annotation of a GenBank genome assembly. Lineage: Eukaryota; Metazoa; Arthropoda; Insecta; Hemiptera; Aphididae.
AUGCUUGGAAUCAAACAGUCGGCUACUAAAAAAGUGAUGAAAACGGCAUAUCGGAAGAAAGCACUACGAUGGUAUCCAGAUAAAAAUCCCGAUAUUCGCAAUGCAGCUCAACUGUUCUUGCGGUUAUCCAAAAUAUUAAUUAUUCUUACAGACACAGCAGCUCGAUUGGAUUAUGACAAGUCGGUAAAUCUGCUGCAAAAUUGCUCAAAAAGGACGCGAUUCGGGUAA